CAAAUUCAGCUACUCUCCUCUACAAUUAACAUUGGAAAGUUAUACUACUAUCUAGCACUCUCAACUCGUAUCUCCCUCUAAGCUUUAACACUUGCUUAAAUUGUAACGACACACGCUUCCUUCAACACAAUGAGCAGCGAUAGAACUCCCGACUCCGAAAGUUUUUACUACCCUCCCCCUGACACUGGUCUCCACAAGACGGACGGUAGAAUCGAGUGCCAUGAGUGCCAUGAGACAGACUAUUUUGAGCACGAUGGCGACCCUAAAAAUGCACUAUGCAAGCACUGCGGUCACAAUAAGUGUACAGACUGCGUAGAUCAGUAAACAACAGCACACGUUUUCUAUUAUGACCACUAUAGGAAGAUGGACGAUAAGUAGCCCCUGAAGAGUACGGGGCUAUAUUUGGGAUUGGAAUGGAGGCUGUCACUCGUUUAUGAAACCAUUGGAUCCAUGGGCUUCAUCUGUGUCGCUUUUACCCUGUUACUGUAUUCUGAUUAGAUUCUUGUUGGAAUCGAUAGCCAAAUGUCCUGUUGGACUAUACGAUAG
Molecule: messenger RNA, 546 nt
Organism: Daldinia decipiens
Lineage: Eukaryota; Fungi; Ascomycota; Sordariomycetes; Xylariales; Hypoxylaceae
Exons: 2
Coding region: 130-324 (64 amino acids)
Source: RefSeq, a predicted model, not a curated record